UAAACAAGCACCAAGUACUACGCUUUUUCUGAUGGCGAUGGCGAGUAUUGCUAGACGGUCGAGGAAUCUCUACUACAACAGCUCCAAGUACUACGCUUUCUCCUUGAGCAGAGGAUUCGCGUCGGGAUCUGAUGAGGAGAACGACGUCGUUGUUAUCGGCGGUGGCCCCGGCGGCUAUGUCGCUGCCAUCAAGGCGGCUCACUUCGGCCUCAAGACCACCUGUAUCGAGAAGCGCGGAACCCUCGGCGGCACCUGCCUUAACGUCGGUUGUAUUCCUUCUAAGGCAUUACUGCACUCCUCACACAUGUACCAUGAAGCCACACGCUCAUUUGCCAAACAUGGUGUGAAGUGUUCUUCUGUUGAGCUUGAUUUACCUGCCAUGAUGGCCCAAAAAGAUGAAGCUGUGUCUGACUUAACAAAAGGUAUUGAGGGUCUAUUCAAAAAGAACAAAGUGAACUAUGUCAAGGGAUAUGGUAAGUUCCUCUCACCUUCAGAAAUUAAGGUGGACACUAUUGAUGGAGGUGAAACUGUUGUCAAAGGGAAAAAUAUUAUAAUUGCCACUGGUUCUGAUGUCAAAGGUCUUCCUGGGAUAACCAUUGAUGAGGAAAGAAUUGUAUCAUCUACUGGCGCUUUAGCA
Molecule: messenger RNA, 637 nt
Organism: Ipomoea triloba (trilobed morning glory)
Lineage: Eukaryota; Viridiplantae; Streptophyta; Magnoliopsida; Solanales; Convolvulaceae
Product: leghemoglobin reductase-like
Exons: 2
Cellular component (GO): oxoglutarate dehydrogenase complex; mitochondrion
Molecular function (GO): dihydrolipoyl dehydrogenase (NADH) activity; flavin adenine dinucleotide binding
Source: RefSeq, a predicted model, not a curated record